Messenger RNA from Adineta steineri, 1861 nucleotides. The record is from the annotation of a GenBank genome assembly. NCBI's taxonomy places the organism in Eukaryota, Metazoa, Rotifera, Eurotatoria, Adinetida, Adinetidae.
ACCAGUUGUAGCUAGCACUACUACUACCAUCUUCAUCCGUUUUUUUUUAUAAUAAUAGUAGAACUAGUCGGGUGGGCAAACAUACGAUUACACGCUCUGUUUUGUUCACAAUCGGCUAAUUGAACAUAUAUAUAUAUACGUGUUUGUUUUUUGUAGUAAAGACAAUGGUACGUCGAUCUAAAAUGCCCGUUUGUGGUAAUGGUAUUGUCGAUGCUGGCGAGGAUUGUGAUUGUGGUCUCAAUAAGAGUUGUAUAUCUGUCGAAGCAUGUUGCAAUCCUCGAACAUGUCAAUUCUAUUCGGGAGCUGAAUGUUUAUCAGGUACUUGUUGUUCUGGUUGUAAAUUACUUCCAUCAGGUUAUCCAUGUCGUGAAUCUCGAAAUACUUGUGAUGUACCAGAAUUUUGCAAUGGUGUUUCACCUCAGUGUCCUGAAGAUGAUAAUUUAACUGAUGGUUCAUCAUGUCAUGAUGAUGGUAUAUGUUUUCAUGGUAUGUGUGUUGGUGCACAACAACAAUGUAUUGACCUAUGGGGACCAGAUUCUAAAAUAGCACAUGAUUCAUGUUAUAUAAAUUUUAAUCCAUCAGGUUCAAUGACUGGUCAUUGUGGUUAUGAUUCUCGUUUAAAUAAAUAUAUACCAUGUUUUGAUAAUGAUGUUAAAUGUGGUUUAUUACAUUGUGAAGGUGGUAUGUCUUAUCCUCGUAUAGCAUCUUCAAAUUUUAUGAUUUCUAAUGUUAAUACACGUGAAGGUUCAUUUGAAUGCAAAACUAUUUCUAGUCCAAUUCAUUCCGUAUUAGUAAAUGAUGGUAGUAUAUGUGGUGAAUCAAGUUUUUGUCAGAAUAAUACAUGUAUUAAACAAAAUAUAAAACAAUCAUGUAAUCCACAAAAAACAUGUUCAGGAAAUGGUAUAUGUACUUCAUUAGGUUUAUGUUAUUGUAAUCCAAACUGGAAAGGAAAAGAUUGUUCAAUCUAUGAUUUUAAACAUCAUGAUAUAUCUACAUUUAAUCGUUCUUUACCAUUCGGUCCUAAUCCUGUCUCACCAACGGCUUUUGCUGGUAUUGCAACUAUAACAUUUCUUUUAUUUAUAUUAUGUCUAAUCAUAUCAUGUUUAUUCAGAAGUAAAAAUCGACAAGAUCGUCAAAAAUCUCACGAAUUAACGGUAAUCCACUCUCAUCAUCAUCCACAAGUUACAAUUAAUCCAACAGAUAUUGAACCUGAUCGAACAAAAAUCUUAACACAAUUUGAUCAUACUAGUCAAAGUCUUGUUUCAACACCUAUUUUUCCUCAUCGAACACCAUUACACCGUUCACCAUUUAUGACAAGUACUCGAUCGAUAACAAGUGCAUGUACAGGUCUCUCAUAUUUACCAACAGAUACACCACGUUCAAUACGUUAUACAAAUCGAAAAGCAUCAACAAAUGGUAUAUUUAGUGAUUCUGAAACACCACGUACACGUCCACGUCGACAAUUACAUCAUGUUAAUGCUAAUGGUGGUGGUUCACCAUCUCUUCAUAUAAAUUCCAAUCAUCGUCAUCAACAAACGUACGCAACAUUAGCAUUGAAACGUCAACAUAAUUCAAAUAUUUCUUAUGAAUCAUCAAGAAAAAUUUAUAAUGAUAUUGAUAAAUUAUCAACAAAUGAAAAUUUACGUGAUUUUAUUCAAGUACUUGAUUCAUUUGCACAAGAAAAAUUUGGCGAUGAAAUCGAUCUAAAUACGCAUACAUUUGAAAAAAAUUCUACAAUUGCAUCAAGUCCAACUGAAACAAAUGAAUCAAUUACAAUUGAUAGUGGUUAUCAAUCAACAAAACAAUUAAUGAAUACAGAUGAAUAUGCUGUUAUCGUUAAAACAAAACGUACAAAUGAAAA